Symsagittifera roscoffensis is the source of this 2048-nucleotide messenger RNA. Its product is annotated as neuronal acetylcholine receptor subunit alpha-10-like. Gene Ontology annotation, cellular component: synapse; neuron projection; plasma membrane. Gene Ontology annotation, biological process: regulation of membrane potential; chemical synaptic transmission; signal transduction. Gene Ontology annotation, molecular function: transmembrane signaling receptor activity; excitatory extracellular ligand-gated monoatomic ion channel activity; transmitter-gated monoatomic ion channel activity involved in regulation of postsynaptic membrane potential. The record is from RefSeq and is a predicted model, not a curated record. Lineage: Eukaryota; Metazoa; Xenacoelomorpha; Acoela; Convolutidae.
AAAAGUGUAAAUGUCACAAUUUUAUUUUUUUUGGAUCUUCAGCAAUACUUGCAUUUAUAAUUCUGUUAUGCUUUGUAGUAAUUAGUUCACAAGGACAUCAAAUGUUCGUUUGACUGUCGCAAAUUUUCAAAAGUCGAACGCAACUUUGAUUUAUAUGUUUUUGUCGGAUCUUUUUUUUUUCAUUUGAAGACUGCGCAAACAUUAGACUAGACUAGACAAUUUGUUUAUCUUUUAAGUAACCAAAACCGAUUAUUAAACAAAAGCAUUAAUUGUCAAAAAUACUUGACGUAAAAGCUUUAUAAAAAGGCCUUUUUACUCACUGUUUUUUUGAUAGUUUAUCAUGUCAACAACGAUACAUAAUUUAGCUUUGGUGCUAGUUGCAGUUUCACUGGCGAAGUUAACAGUUUAUGGAUCCGAACUGGCUGAAGACGGAAUUAACCGUUUAUCCGGCUCCGCAUCGACAGGGGAUCGAACCUCAUUGCCUUCAUUGCGGACUGAGAAUGAUCAAAACAGAGCAAGAGGGGCCGCGUGGAAAUUGCAGCAGAAGCUACUCUCCGAGUAUUCCCGAGUGGCUCGUCCAGUGGUUAACAACUCACAGGCUCUAAACGUUUCUCUCAAAUUCGUCCUCAACCAAAUUCUACAUCUGAAUGAGCCGGAGCAGAAAAUGAAGACAACAAUCUGGUUGGUCAGAGAGUGGAAGGAUCAUUUUCUCUGCUGGGAUCCCGCAGACUUCAACAACAUUUCGGACAUCAGAUUGGAGUCCUCAGAGAUAUGGACACCAGACCUUGUGGUAACCAACGCUGUUGAGAUACGGGAGGUGCCUGUGAAGUUGAAGGUGAACUACAGGGGAGUGGUCACGUGGGACUCCUCCUAUGUUUUAGUCACCAGCUGUCUGGUCAAUGUCAGAUACUUCCCCUACGACAAACAGACUUGCCAUGUCAUGAUAGUGGCGAGAAAAUAGCCCUUAAUAUCACCAUUCUGCUUUCCCUGGCUGUAAACAAUGUGAGAGUGGCAGAAGCCAUGCCUCCCAGUUCCAAGAACGCACCCAUUCUCGGUACUUUUUUCAUCGUGCAAAUUAGUAUGGUCACUCUUUCCACCUUCUGCAACUCGCUCGUCCUAUGUGUUUUCCACAGAGCCAGACAGCACCAGCCUAUGCCAGUCAUACUCCGACGCUUGCUUUUCUUGUUGUGGCGCAAAGCACCCCGGCACAACCUACUCUCUAAAAACUGCGGCUCCUUGGGAACCAAUUUGAACUCGCCGCCUAGUCCCAUAAACGUAGUCUACAACUCAGUUGACCAACAUUUUUGCCAAAUUGGAAACUCGCCAUUGUUGGGAUCUAUUCCUGGUAUGGAAAAACCACUACCAAGUUUUGAGCAUCGAAACGGAUCUUCUGAAGCCUACGUAACAAUACCGAACGACCGAAAAAUUCAUUCGGCCAGUAAAAGUCCACUUAAAGCGAAAAAAUCAGUCGCUAGUGAGACCGCACAUUUGUGUUCAAAUGGGCAGGUUGUGAAAAGUUUAAACGACGUGACCAAAUUUCUGCACAAGUAUGAAGAACUUCAGAUGAUCGAAUAUGAAUGGAGAAAUCUUUCACAACUUAUGGACAAAUUAUUUGCAUUUUUCUUUGCACUUUGCGCGGUUAUAAUGGCGAUCACUUUUAAGUUCUGUUUUGUCGAUGUCGCAGUUGCGUCAUCUCACAUUUCAGACAACCUCUGUGAGCAAUUCUCAUCUAAUGAAUAGCAAAUCAAUCACUGGGUUCUGCCACAUUGCACUGGGUAGAUUUAUUGAUACACAAGGUGCCACUGGUCUUCUUAACUUUUUCAGGCGUGAAAAAUCAUUUAAAUAGUUCUCCUUUAAAUAAAUAAUCGUCUAUUUUUCUAACUUGUUUAAUUUUUCUCUGACCAAAACAAGAAACUGCAACUGGUUUUGAACACAUGUUUUUGUUGUGAAAUGCACAGAAAAAAAUCUGCAUAAAAGACGAUCGAGUCGCUGUGGAAAUGAAUUUUUUUUCAUGAAAUAUUGAAUCUUACACAUUUUCCUUAAAAAUA